Messenger RNA from Solanum verrucosum, 846 nucleotides. RefSeq lists its product as uncharacterized. NCBI's taxonomy places the organism in Eukaryota, Viridiplantae, Streptophyta, Magnoliopsida, Solanales, Solanaceae. The record is from RefSeq and is a predicted model, not a curated record. The coding region runs from base 1 to 846 and encodes 281 amino acids. The transcript is spliced from 2 exons.
AUGGUAUCAGAAGCCCUUCCGACCUCCCCUACUUCUUCACAACCUUCGGGUAUUCCAGUGUCUUCUUCCUCUUCAGCGCUUAACCAUGCUCAUCACUUCAUAUCUAUCAAACUAUCAGCGACAAAUUGCUUAUUUUGGCGAACGCAAUGGUUGCCUUUAUUUCGUGGCCAAAACCUCUAUGGUUACAUCAAAGGAAGCCACCGUUGCCCUUCUGCCUCAAUUUUUAUAGACAUACAGACACUUCCAAUCGAAACCCAGCAUAUACACAAAACAUUGCCACUAGCCAUUGGACUGAACACCUCAAAAGCGGUCUGGGAUGAUCUCGCGGCUUCUUUAUCUUCUCCAUCCAACACACACAUUCUUAACCUUCAUAUGCAACUACAAAAUCUGAAACAAGAUGACCUUACUGUCACUCAAUAUUUACAGAAGGCUAAACUCAUCUCUGAUGAAUUAGUUGCGGCUGGUCGCCCUCUUUCUCUUGUUGAUCAUAACAUCUAUAUCUUUAAGGGUCUCCACUCUGAAUUUAAGGACCUCGUUAUUACACUUUCUGCACGACCUGAACCAGUGACUUUUUCCGAGCUCCAUAGUCUUCUUUUCAACCAUGAUUUUAUCCAUGGUUCAUCAUUGUCUACACUAUCUAUUUCAUCCACCGGACAACAUGAUACCUCGAACACACAAGUUUCCUCGGGUAAAUUCACUCAACGCAAUAAUAACUCUGAUCGUUCCUUUAAUUCUAAUCCUAAUAGGGGUCAUGGCAGAUAUAACAGAGGACGUGGUGGCAGAGGUGGUCACUCCUACAAUUCACGGAAUUAUCACCUAACAAUACACAAACCUGACAGUCUCUAG